Molecule: messenger RNA, 852 nt
Organism: Parathielavia appendiculata
Lineage: Eukaryota; Fungi; Ascomycota; Sordariomycetes; Sordariales; Chaetomiaceae
Product: Cloroperoxidase
Exons: 5
Coding region: 1-852 (283 amino acids)
Molecular function (GO): peroxidase activity
Source: RefSeq, a predicted model, not a curated record
AUGGCACCCGGCAUCAAGAUCAAAGUACAGUCAUUCUUGUCCCGUCUUCUCACAGGAGCGGCGGGAGUUGUACAUGCCAUCACAUCCCGGAACAAGAAGGUGGAGGACUACCCUUGGCAGAGCCCCUCCGCAGAGGACCGCCGAAGCCCCUGCCCGAUGCUCAACGCCCUUGCAAACCACGGCUACCUUCCCCGCGACGGCAAAGACAUCUCCGUCCCUCGCUUGGUCACGGCGCUGCUGGACGCCAUCAAUCUCGCUCCGGACGCGACCAUUCCCGCGGGGCUGAAAGCGCUGCAGACGUCAACCACAGGAAAUGCGCUCACCUUCCACCUUGACGAUCUCGCCAAGCACGGCAUCAUCGAGCACGACGGCAGCCUCAGCAGACAUGACAUCCACGCUCCGCCACCCAACAACAACAACAACAAGGACUUCGCGCCCGAGGUGUGGGCGACGGUGUUGCCGCAGCUGGGGCCGGAUGGCGACAGGGACGACGACGGCACCAUCUCGAUUGACACUGCGGCCAAGGCACGGCUGGCGCACAUUGCGGCGGUGAAGGCGUUGGAACCGGAGUUCAGCAUGUCGGCGGAUGACAUUAAGGCAAGCGUCAUUGAGACGUGUCUUUACUUGCUUGUUUUUGGGGAGGGGGCCGAGGGACGAGCCAGGAGAGAGUGGGUGAGGAUUUUGUUUGAACAGGAACGGCUGCCGUUUGAAGAGGGGUUUAAGCGGUCAAAGAAGACGCUGACGAGUGCGGACAUUCAGAUGCUAGAGGAGAAGGUCAACGCGGCGAGCCAGGAACAGGCGGAUACGACGGUUGCGAAUCUCAAGCGGGAGCGCAAGCCCAUGGCGGCGUGA